AUGACGGGAUCGCCGCCCCCCUCCGCUCCGGAGGAGGUUGAAGCAGCGACGGCUUUUCUGGCGCAGCGCGGCGUCCUCCCACGACGAAGCCGAAGGACAGACCGGCCUCUCGCGUCUUCUAACGCGUCUUCCUCUCCAGCGCCUUCUUCUGGUCGCAGUGAGGGAGAGGAAGAGACAGUGCACGGCGCUGAGGCUGCUUGCGUCGCGAGUGACGCGGGGAGUCGAGAGGAGGGGGAAGACCGGAAACAGAGUGAGGAGACAAAACGGGGAGAGAUGCCAGAGAACGCAGCGACGGGAAUCCUCGAAAACCUCCUCAGUGCCGUCGCAUAUGGACUCCUCGAUGUGCCUCGAUGGAAGAGAAAAGAUCAGCAACAACUGAUCCUCAGAUUCUUUGUGCCACGCGUGGAGGACGAAACAGGCGAAGAACGAGAAGAGCAUGAACGGGCGGAGGAAGACGAUGAAGGAGAAGAGGAAGGAGAGGAAACAGAUCAAGGAGGUGAAGGUGUAUUCUCGGCUCUGACGAUCUUCAGCGCGUUCCACAGGUUUCUGUUGGCGUGGCCGAGGCUCGCAGCUUCGCCUUGGUUUUUAGGCACCUGCCGACAGGCUCUAAAGCAGACGAGAGAAGACACACGGGACAGCCAAAGAAUGGAGGAAGACAAUGCUUUCUUUUACCAUCCUUCUUGGCGCAGUUGGACCAUUAUUCUCCAACUCCUGGAGGUCUUCGUUUACACACCCAGCACUCUUCCUGCUCUCCUCUCUUGUCUCUCGUCCUCUCCCGCCUCUCCUUCGUCCAAAAGUAUGUCGACUUCUCCUGUGCGGGACAGCGCUGUGUUUCAGAAUUUGCUUUCGCUCCCUUCUCUGGUGGAGGGGGCCUUGUGUGCGCUGCCGGGUGGUUCUGCCGCCGUCUCGUGUCUCCUGCCGUCUUCUGUCUCCAGUUCCGUUUUCGCCUUUAGGCUCGGCGAGGCGUUGCUGGUGACCUGGCGCCGACUCCUCCCCCAGCGAGACGUCACGCCCAGCCUCUGCUGGCGAAACUGCGAGAGGCGGCACGGAAAAGAAGAAAGAGGGACGCACGACGGCAGGGACCAGGAGACAGCAAACGGGACGAGAACGACGCGCGCUGCGGAAGAGCCAGAGACCCAGAGAGAAGCGCUCGCAAGGGAGACGCAGAAGACUGGAGAACAAGAAAGAAAUCAAGCAAGAGAACACGACAGCCGAGACUCCCAGGAGUGGGGGAAGAGCGAAGGGAAGGCGGAGGUGGGCCGUGCGUGUGGAAACCAAGACGUGUGGGGUAAGGCCCUGAAGCCUCUCCUCGCAGCCACUCGCAGAUUUGUUCUCCGCGGCCACGCCUCGUCUCUUGCUCGCGCCUUUGUCGUCGCUCUUCUCUCUCCAGACGAAGAGGAACGCGAGGAGAGAGAACGGAAGCAGACGGGAAGGCAAAAAGUGAAGGCGACAAGGCGCGAAGCCCAACACGAGGUGGAGGAAAGAAGUGAAAGAACAGAGGCAUGGGGGACGCGAGACAAAAGAGGCACCAAGACAAAAGAGGAGGAACAGGAAGAAGAGGAAAAGGAAGAGAAGACAGAUGUGUGCUGCGUUGCUCAGUUCAUGGCAAGUGAGCUGUCUCGGGAAGAUGCCGGCGGGCAAGCCGCUCACGUGUUUGUUUUUGCUUGUAUUCGCGAGGUCGUUCCUCUCUUCUUUCUCUCUUCUCAUUCGUUUGGACCUGAUGUUUCGUAUCUCCAAGAAGGCAACGAGCCAAUUCUCUCGUUUCACUCGCCCGCAGCGCCUCGGUUCCUGCAGAGCCUCCUCCUUGGUUUUCUUCACGCCUCUCCUUUCUCCCCUCACGGACGCGGGGUCGCGUCGGGGUUCCUGUCUCAGUUCCUGUUCAAAACUUUAGAUCCCUCUUCUUCGCAUCUUCUUCCUCUCCCGACGGCUCUCUUUCUCCUCGACCUCCUCUCCGGCUCUUUCCAGCCCCUCCGCCCUCUGCCCUCGUUUUCUUCGUUUUCUGGGGACGAGGCAGCGGUGAAACCUGGAGGUGCGGAUGGCGCUUCUUGCUUCUUCUGUCCCUUCUUUGCCCUAUCCUUUCUCGACCUUCUUCAACACUUUCUGCAUCUGUGGGCGAACCAAGACAGUUCUCUCGUCUCCCUCUCUGCCCAUCAGCAUCUCCUUCUGACUUGCUUCGUCUCUCGCUCUCUCUCAAACGUCACCCGCCUCGAACGCCAUCUCGCUGCUCUUGCUUCUUCUCGCGCUUCUUCUGUCGCUUCUUGUCAGAGUGGGGAGUGUAGCGACACUCGCUGUGCGAAAUCCGUUCUUGCGGAGGAGGAGGCGCGCAGCCUGGAGCUUCUCCGGUUCCGGCUCAGCGCGUUUUCGACCGGCAAAAGAUUCGCUUCUCUGAUGCGCGGCAUCCACGCCCGCCUCGGGAGCUCCGAGGAGGCCUUGCGGCUGCUCGGUAUGCUCAUCGCGGAGAAGAUGGCGAAGGAGACGCUGCGCGUGCUGGGACGGAAAGGGAAGGCGACGCCCAAAGAGCGACUCCGUCCGGGACAAGCGGACGAAGUCGCACAUCGCAAAAGCGAGGCGGAAACAGAAGACACCGGAGCUCUGGCCUUCAGGGAGCUCCGAGACCCCUGCGUGGUGUCCAGACACCCCACGCUGUUCCUCUUCUUCUCGGCGUCUGAGAGCGGAGAGUGGAGCACGACCCGUCGCAGCGAACUGGCGAACCCAUCGGAAGAAGAGGAGGUGUCGAGGAGAACGCUGCAUGCGUCGUGUGAAUGCGAGAAGCGCGGGGACACGGGCGACGAAAGGGCGAAGAGCGGAGACGCAGAACGCGAGCGCCUGGCGCGUCUCCCCGUCGGCGAGACGGACGAGGACGUGCGACGCCUCGAGGACAUUGCAGACUGUCUUGAAGCGAAGAGGCGAAGCCGAGGGAGGUCAGGAUUGUCUCAGCUCGCUUCCGCUUUCGCGUUACUGGACCGGCUGCGUGGACCUGCGCAGGGUGCGUAUUCGCUCCUCUGUGGGGAAAGCGCCGUGGGGCGCACAGGAGCGGAAACGGAAGAACUGGCGAACGCAGAGACGGAGGAAAACAAAACCCAGGAAGGGUCGGGACAGGAGUCGCCUGGAAAGUCGCGCUCAGACAGCGACCGCUCCACUCCAGGAUCCUCCGGUCCGUCUUCCAAACUUCCGACCUCUUCCGUUCCAUCUGCAUCUUCUUCGGUGCCCUCGGCCUCUCGUUUUGUGGGAGAAGCGAAGGCGUCUUUCGCGGAGCCCCGCGAAGAAAAAAAACCAGUUCACUCAAUUCCAAUCGUUUCUGUCGACGAGGACAGUGACUCCGACGAAGAUGAAGAUGACCACUAUUUCCAGACUCUACCUGACCUUCCUGCCUUUGAUGCCUCUUCUUCCUCUCCUUCCUCCUCCUCUUCCUCCUCUUCUUCCUUCUCUUCCUCCUCCUCCUCUUCCUCCUCUUCUUCCUUCUCUUCCUCUUCCUCCUCCUCUUCCUUCUCUUCCUCUUCCUCCUCCUCUUCCUUCUCUUCCUCUUCUUCGUCCUCUUCCUCCUCUUCUUCUUCCUUUCCGUCUUCGUCUGCUCCGCGAUUUGUUCUUCCUGCGCCUCCGGCGGGUGCGCCGAAUCUGCCACAGAGCGUGAGGCAGGUAGUUGAGUGGUUGGCGGGGGAGAUGCACGUCACGGACGAAGCGUCUUCGCAGUUGGUGUCCGUCGGCCCGUGUUCGCAGCCGUCGGGGCAGAACGAGUUGCCUUCGCACCGACUCUUCCGCGUGUCGGCUGCGCUGCACAGCUGUCCGCUGCUCCUGCUCCUGCAGGCGAAGGGCGACAGCUCCGCGACGGUCUUCUCGCUCACGCAUGGCCGGAUGCUCGGCGAAGAGGGCAUCGCGUCUCCGUCGUGGGAGUUUCGAGACGGCCGCCUGGCCCCGCGUCUCUUGCGGCUGCUCCUGUGUGUGGAAACGAGCAUUGGCGCGCAGCCCGCGGAGCUCGAGAGGCUGAGACAAACGAGUCUCGCCGCACUGAUCGCCUUGCAGCUGUCUCCUCUGUUGCCCGUGCUGGCCGUCACGCUGCUGGAUUCCCAGACCUCCGCGCACCAGAAACUCCUCGUGCUCGACGCUCUCCAGCGCGCCGCCGCAUGGCUCGCGACAGGCGCCCCUCGAAACUGGGCUCUCCUCAGUCCAGUCUGCAGCGAGGACGGCGAGCCAGAUGAAGAGAUCGCGGGCGGCGAAGGGAAGGGCGGCGAGGGCGAGCAGCGGGCCCUGGGGGAGACGGGCGAAUCGCGAGCGAGUCGGACGCGGCGGUUCGCGCAUUCGUCGACGGCUCGCAAGGCCUCGGUCAAUCUCUUUAUGCCCCACGCGUCGAGUGUAUGUACACAGUUGCUGUCGCUCCUCGAGGUCCCCGCGUACCCUGCUUCCGACUUCGCGGCGCAACAAAGCUACGCGCAGCGCGUGGUGUGCCACAAACGGUUGUUGGGUCAGCCGACGGUCGUGGCGAGUCUCCUCCACACGGCCGGGGUGUCUGUACAGCUGGCCGGCCGCGCCAGUCUGGAUGCAGAGGAGUUCGCUGCGGCCGCGUUGCGCGCCGCCGUCGGCUUCAAAGGCCACUGCGACCGCAGCGUGCGCCGCGGAGCUUUGUCGCUCCUCGCGGCCGUCACCGCGACUGCCGGCUCGCUCGACGCACUCUUCAGAUCCGUCGAGUACGCGGAGCGCAAUCUCGGGUGUACGUACACCCCAACAGAGUCCCUCAGGGGAGCGCUGGAGGGCAGCGCGUCCGCGGGUUCCGACGGGGGGCGAGAGGGGACAGGUUUCGAACGGAGCCAAUUUUUCCCGGACGAAGAUUCGUGGCUUCGAGAAGACUCGGAGGGAUUUCUGUUGCGGGAAAGGCAGGUGUACGUCGUCGGCGCCGCUGCGCAGGGCGGCCUGGGCGUCGUCGAGUGGCUGAAAAAGCAAAUGCUGGAUGACCCCGACGAGGUCUGCAGGCGUCUCGCUUCUCUCGUUCUCAGUCUCUGGCUCGAGCUGCCUGCGUAA
Neospora caninum is the source of this 5013-nucleotide messenger RNA. RefSeq lists its product as hypothetical. The record is from RefSeq and is a predicted model, not a curated record. The transcript is spliced from 2 exons. Gene Ontology annotation, molecular function: telomeric repeat DNA binding; Hsp90 protein binding. Gene Ontology annotation, biological process: telomere maintenance via telomerase; protein stabilization. Lineage: Eukaryota; Apicomplexa; Conoidasida; Eucoccidiorida; Sarcocystidae. Gene Ontology annotation, cellular component: cytosol. The coding region runs from base 1 to 5013 and encodes 1670 amino acids.